Messenger RNA from Sporothrix schenckii 1099-18, 2775 nucleotides. Its product is annotated as vacuolar transporter chaperone 4. NCBI's taxonomy places the organism in Eukaryota, Fungi, Ascomycota, Sordariomycetes, Ophiostomatales, Ophiostomataceae. Bases 1 to 2775 code for a protein of 924 amino acids. The transcript has a single exon. Gene Ontology annotation, biological process: vacuole fusion, non-autophagic; microautophagy; polyphosphate metabolic process. The record is from RefSeq and is a predicted model, not a curated record. Gene Ontology annotation, cellular component: fungal-type vacuole membrane; vacuolar transporter chaperone complex.
AUGCUAAUCAUCGAAGACCUCAAGACCAAGAAGAAGACCUGGCACAGAAGCUCGCCCAGCAAUAGCAUUGCUCCAACUGUCAACAGCUUCCGCCACCUCAGGCGCCAGAGCAGAGACCAACAAUCCGGCGCCGCCUACUCUCCCGAGGACUCUCCGUCUCUCCGCACCGGCCCGACCACCGCCGCCCGCACUACCACCUCCACCACUACUCCUCACGGCAGAGGCAAGCAGCAUUGGCGCGCGCCACCUGGUAUCGUCGUCAUGAAGUUUGGCGACCAGCUUCGCUCCAGCGUCAUUCGCGAGUAUGAGUGGUCCUACCUGGACUACGACGGCCUCAAGGCCAAGUUGCGCAACGCCAGCGGCCCCGUCAUCUACGUCGAGGAGCCUGCUUCUGCCGCAUCCGCGUCAAACAACAAGAAGAGCGCCAAGAGCGCCAAGAAGGACGUAGCGGCCUCCGCCGCGACGUCCCGGCCAAGUAACAAUACGCUGCAUCCCCAGCGCGAGUGGUCCGAGGACGACGAGGCAGAGUUUGUGACCGCCCUCGAGGUCGAGCUUGAAAAGGUCCACCAGAAGCAGCAGGUCAAGGCCAUUGAGAUCCAGCGCAUGAUUGCCGUCAGCGAGCGCGAGGUCAACGAUGUUGUGAACCGCCUGCGCGAGCGCGGCACCGGCGACGGCCCCAGCGAGGAGGAGUUCAUGCUCCUCGAGGAGGACCUCAGCGACAUCAUUGCCGACGUCCACGACCUCGCCAAGUUCGUCCAGGUCAACUACACCGGCUUCUACAAGAUCAUCAAGAAGCACGACAAGGCCACCGGCUGGCACCUCAAGCCCGUCUUCGAUACUCGCCUGAAGGCGAAGCCGUUCUACAAGGAGAACUACGAUGCCUCUGUUGUGAAGCUGUCCAAGCUCUACGACAUUGUCCGCACCCGCGGCAACCCCGUCAAGGGCGACAGCAGCGCAGGCGGUGGGCAGGCCAACUUCGUCCGCCACACCACGAAGUACUGGGUCCACCCAGACAACGUCACCGAGCUCAAGCUCAUUAUCCUCAAGCACCUGCCCGUGCUGGUCUUCAACGCCAGCAAGGAGUUCGACCAGCAGGACUCCGCCAUCACCUCGAUCUACUACGACAACCCGGAGAAAUGGGAUCUGUACGAGGGCCGUCUCAAAAAGACCGAGGGCGCCGAGGCCAUCCGUCUGCGUUGGUACGGCGGCAUGCGCAGCGAAACCAUUUUCGUCGAGCGCAAGACCCAUCGCGAGGACUGGACUGGUGAAAAGUCGGUUAAGGCCCGCUUCUCUAUGAAGGAGAAGAAUGUCAACGCCUACCUGCGCGGCGAGCUGCUGCCCGCUGCCAUUUUUGAAAAAGCCCGCAAGGAGGGCAAGAAGUCCAAGCAGGCCAUUGCCGAGGACGAGCGCCUGGCUGCCGAGAUUCAAUACUCCGUCCUUCGCAAAGGCUACGUGCCCGUGUGCCGUUCUUUCUACAACCGCACCGCUUUCCAGCUUCCCGGUGACGCCCGCGUGCGUAUUUCUCUGGAUACCGAGCUGACGAUGGUCCGCGAGGACAACCUCGACGGCAAGCAACGCAGCGGCGACAACUGGCGUCGCAUGGACAUUGGCAUCGACUACCCCUUCUCGCAGCUUCCGGCCGCUGACAUUGAGCGCUUCCCCUAUGCCGUUCUCGAGGUGAAGCUGCAGACCCAGAUGGGCCAGGAGCCUCCGGAGUGGGUGCGCCAGUUGAUUUCGAGCCACCUCGUCGAGGCCGUGCCCAAGUUCUCCAAGUUCAUCCACGGCACCGCCACUCUCUUCCCCGACCGCAUCAACCUGCUCCCCUUCUGGCUGCCUCAGAUGGACGUUGACAUCCACAAGCCGCGCUCGCACGACUUUGGCAUCCGCCGCUCUGGCCACUCGGGCACCACAGCCACGUCCGAAGACGAAGACGAAGACUCCUUUGACUCCGACGACGACGAGAGAGGCAUUGACAGCAACGCCCUCGUGCAGCAAACGCGCAGCCGCCAGACGUUUGGCGGGCCUGUUCUCGGCGAGCCGAGCUCCUCGACAGCCGCCGCCAUCGCUGCACGCUUGCCGCACCACGGCGUCGCCACGCACCAUGGCCUGGGCGACACCGAGGACCAGACCACCGACGGUCUCAACGACCCGUAUCCCGUCUACGACUCGGACGACGAGGACGGCGAGGAGGACAGUGAACGGACACGGCUCGAAGAAGCACGCCGUGUUGGCGGCUGGCCCUACUACUCUGCGCUGAUGGGCGCCUACACCAAGGCCGCUGGCCGUGGUGUCAUCUCGGUUGCCCAGGCGCUGGUGCCUCACCCGCGCGGCUCCGAGAUCCCCGAGAACGAGCGGCAGCGCUUGCUCUUCGGAGGCCGCAGCGCCAUCCAGACCAAGCAGUUCCGCGCCCCCAAGGGCAAGAAGAUUUACGUGCCCGUGCGCGUCGAGCCCAAGGUGUACUUUGCUGCCGAGCGGACGUUCUUGGGCUGGCUCGAGUACUCCAUCUACGUCGGCACGAUCGCCGCAACGCUGCUCAACUUUGGCUCGAAGCCGUCCAGUAUUUCUUUUGUUGUCGCCAGCGUCUUCACCCUGCUCGCCGUCCUGAGCUUGGCCUAUUCGGUCGGUAUCUACUUUUACCGCAGCAAGGCCAUCCGCACACGGCGCGCGUCUGCCCAAUUCUACGAUCGCUAUGGACCGAGUGUGUUGUGCGGUGCUCUCGUCGUGGCCAUUGCGCUCAACUUUGCCUUUGAAGGCCGGUCGCGCGACCUGUGGUAA